CUGAGGAGUCGUUAGACUCGGACUUGGACUGUACAUAUCGUGAGCAAAAUGCUAAAUCCACAGCCUUUGGAAAAAUCGAUCAUAACCUGCCUGAACAAUUUAAUUGUAUUGCACAGGACUUUUCUGUCGUAGAAUAUCUUGUCAACGUUUCUUGACAAGACUCCGCGUUGUUUUCGAGACCACCAUGUCACAGGUCCCUCGCAGCAGCUGCAUCGCAGUGACAACAGCAACAUAAUGGCAUGUAGGAGUGGUUGCUGCUGCGGCUCCGGUCCAAUAAACGAGGAUAACGCAAGGUUCCUGCUGCUGGCUUUGUUCAUCAUCUUCUAUCUCCUUUGUGGAGCCGCAGUCUUCUCCGCGCUGGAGCAGCCAAAGGAGCGCGAGGCGAAGGAGCGCUGGACGCAGAGGUUCGAGCAUUUCAGUCAGAGUUACAACCUGAGUAAGAAAGACCUGAAUAACUUCCUCAGGAACUACGAGGAGGCGAACGUAGCGGGUAUCCGUGUGGACACAGUCAGACCUCGAUGGGACUUCACAGGCGCUUUUUACUUCGUGGGAACUGUAGUAUCAACCAUUGGGUUUGGGAUGACCACUCCUGCCACCAUUGGAGGAAAAGUCUUCCUGAUGUUCUACGGCCUACUCGGCUGUGCAGCCACCAUCCUCUUCUUCAACCUCUUCCUGGAGCGCGUCAUCACCGUCAUCGCCGUGGUCCUCAAGUCCUGUCACGAACGACGCCAUAACAAAGCUAUGCGGCCUCCAAAUGGCCAACGGGUCUCUGGGGGAAACAGAGCAGGCGGAGCUGGGGGAAGUGGAGGAGGAAAAAAACAGGAUCUGGCUGGCUGGAAGCCUUCGGUCUACUGCGUCAUGCUCAUUCUUGGAGUGGCAGCCAUCUUGGUGUCCUGCUGUGCCUCGCUCAUGUAUUCGGCAGCAGAGGGCUGGGGCUACCUGGACUCGCUCUACUUCUGCUUUGUGGCCUUCAGCACCAUCGGUUUUGGAGACAUGGUGAGCAGCCAGCGGGUCGUCUACGAGGGCCACACCACGGCCGCAUAUCGGCUGGGCAACUUCUUCUUCAUCCUGACCGGCGUCUGCUGCAUCUACUCCCUCUUCAACGUCAUCUCCAUUGUCAUCAAGCAGGUCCUCAACUGGCUGCUGAGGAGGCUGGAGGCCCCUUGCCGCUGCUGUUUGCCCAGUAGGGGUGACCACCCCCACCGGCGACCCCGGCGGAACGUGGUGGCCCCCGGUCACCUACGCGCCCGCAGGGACCCCUCCAUCGAGACAGACGCCAUCAACGAAAGUGAGACUGACACUGGGCGCAGGAUGUCUGGGGAAAUGAUCUCCAUGAGGGAUUUCCUGGCAGCAAACAAGGUGAAUCUGGCCAUUAUGCAGAAGCAGCUUUCGGAGAUGGCCAUCGGGCACCCGCGCCAGUCCAGCUCCAGUUCACGCCAGAACGGGUUCUCAGGAGGGGUGGGCGCCCUUGGCAUCAUGAACAACCGGCUGGCAGAGACUAGCGUUGACAGAUAGGGAAACAGCCUGAAUCCUUUUUUAAAGUUACAAAAGGAUGAAAGAAUGAGACAUGUAGGGACAAAUUGACACUUCCUGGAAAACAGAAGACUUGGGUGGUGUACAAGAUUGAAUUUAUGACUAAUUCAUCUUUUCCAUCGACAAGCAAGUUGGCCUCCAGCAGCAGCAACUUCCCUGUCAAGAACAUGGCUACAUUAAUGAUGCAUGAUAGUUUGCUGGAGUCUCACAUCUGGACCAGGCUCAGUUUGCCGGAAUGUUCUCCCGUGAGGAAGUCAGUUUCCAUGGUAAUGAAAAAAAAAGCCUGCCUAGAGCCCUUGUAUCUAAGCCUUAAAAACAUGAUGCAGUACAUGCUACUUCGCAGCUCAACUUCCACUCAUCCAUCGUACUUCACAAUACUCACGGGUAUACCAACCAAAACCGUGUCUGAUAUGAAAAUAGCUUUAUUCAAAUGGCUGUUUGGUUUCAUGUCUAGUUAUUACAUAAAGCUCUUGGAUGUUUACAGUUAAUGCAGAACGCCUAAUUUUACAAUUAUGGCAAAAUAUAAAUAUGUAUAUCAAUCGCAAUGUCACUCACAUCAUCCGUGACUCAGACACACAUGAUUCACAUACAUAUUAUUUGCCAUUCAAUAGCCUCCCUCUUGGCAUUGCUUUCAUUCAUUAUCAGGACAAACAGAAGACAAAACCCUUCAAAGAACCUCAUUAUGAAACAAACAGACCUAUCUCUGGCUGUAUUGGUGGUGUUCAGGGUCUGAGAUGACACCUGUUAACUUUGGCAUUUGCUGAACAUUAUGCUAACAUUGUUGUUCAGGCCUUUGGGCGGUUGGUGUUGAUAAAUGCAGUGACACAAAUCGCUUCGGGGAUUAUUAUUUGAUUUUAGCUCAGCGGCGUCAGGUUUAUGUUUUACCUGUAGUCUGGAUUCACCGCAGGUGCAGUACACAAAAGGACAAAAGACAGACAUUGUUCAUAACAUGCCGGUGGAGGGACUGAUUUUGGUGGAACCUGCAAGCAGCCAAGCAGGAGGAGGACUCAUGGACACUACAUUAUGCGAGAUGCUACAUUUAGUGAGAUUGUAUUGACAUCUUCAUUCUCUCUGUAAAUGUGUCUGAGAGGAAAUUACAGGGUGAGAAUCCUGCAGGCUUCACCUCUGAUGUCACCAGUUAAACUUUGGUAGAUCCGACUUCAGUGGGUCUGAUUUCCACAGAACAAGAGCAGAGAGACAACCUAGCAAACAUGCAAAGAAAGCAUGUGCUAUAAUAUUUUCGGCAUGGAUUUUUUUUUCAGGAUGACUUCCAAUUGUCGUGAGAAUACUAUAUCUGUGAGACAUCUGUUGCGAAAUCCUUUUCAGUUCGCAGCACAAACAGAAGAAGAAAGUGCGAUUCAGACCACACACGGCAUUAAUGAAACAUAUGCAGAGUGAAGAAUAUAUUCGUAUAAAAAUAAAGAAACACAAUUUAAGGAAGUUUACAUUUCAGCCAUGCAUGCAGCUUUAGCCUCAGUCUUUUCGCACAAUAUCAUGUAGGCCAGUCUUGUUUUUUUUUUAUUGUCUGCUGUAAACAAAGUCAGCCAGAGAAAGCCUUUUCAAACAUUACUCAUUGAGCUUACAUUUAGCCCAGUUAGCUAGCUUGCCAGAAAAAUCCUCAAAUACUGAACUCCAAUAUCCAAUAGAGACAAUCUCCCCUUCAGACAGAAUCAGAAUCUGACACAUUAACUGCAAAGAUGUUGCUUUGCCAUUGCCAUGCACAUGCACGCUGCCCACACACAAACACACACACAAGAUAGCCAAAUAGAGAGAAUAUGUCCGAGAAGCUGUCGCUACACAGAUAAUAAUAGCUUUGUGUACAUGUGUGCACAAGUGCAUGUGUGUGUGGGACAGGAUGGACUCGGACAGAUGCAGACACACAAAGACUCUUUGUUGAAGCUCUUUUCUCAGUCACCGCAACUCCCAAAUAAUUACUGCUGUCCUGCCCACUGUGUUGGAGACAAUUUGAAGCACACUCUAAUGGAAUAGUCAUGUGAGAUUUGACAGUGUGGUUUUAUUCUGCUGUGCUGCAGAGGGGGUCUCAGUUUUACACCGCCAUUCAUGGCUCAGCGGUAAUACACUUCAUAGGUUUUAUUAUUAUGUUCACAAAAGGUGUGAAAACACUGUACCUGAGUAAAGAUUCUGAGAAUAAAUGAAAGUGGACAUAUUGUCCUUAUUAUGACUAUAUGUUACAUAUAAAUUGUAAGAUGCAAUGUUAUAUCUGUUAAGCCCAGUUCAGCUUAGUGACUGUCAAGCAAUGGCUUUGCACACAUACAGACAUGUCUGAGGCAUUAGCUGUAGCACAUACGUAAAUAGUGACAGCCCUGCACAAUUAGCUAAUUAUCAUAAUGACUAAAUUAGAAUGGGUGGAAUGCAUUGUCAAUGUUGUGCGUAUAAUUAUUGAUCAUGUGCAUGAGUGUGACUGGGGAGGGUAAAUAGCAUGCAAAUAGUGUCUGAGAAAACCAAGGCUGUGAGAUUCAGGUGGCACAUGGUGCUUAUCCAAAAUAUGCACAGUGAACACUGCAUUUGUUCCGGGAAAAAAAGACAGUAUUAUUUCUGCAGCUUUAGUCCAUCCUCUUGUUUGAGCACCCAUGUUUGAGACAUUGUGCAAU
Messenger RNA from Anarrhichthys ocellatus (wolf-eel), 4145 nucleotides. RefSeq names its product potassium channel, subfamily K, member 13b (gene kcnk13b). Bases 235 to 1515 code for a protein of 426 amino acids. Gene Ontology annotation, biological process: potassium ion transmembrane transport; stabilization of membrane potential. Gene Ontology annotation, cellular component: plasma membrane. The transcript is spliced from 3 exons. NCBI's taxonomy places the organism in Eukaryota, Metazoa, Chordata, Actinopteri, Perciformes, Anarhichadidae. The record is from RefSeq and is a predicted model, not a curated record. Gene Ontology annotation, molecular function: potassium ion leak channel activity; outward rectifier potassium channel activity.